Bacidia gigantensis is the source of this 1527-nucleotide messenger RNA. RefSeq lists its product as uncharacterized. Lineage: Eukaryota; Fungi; Ascomycota; Lecanoromycetes; Lecanorales; Ramalinaceae. The transcript has 5 exons. Gene Ontology annotation, molecular function: protein kinase binding. Gene Ontology annotation, biological process: signal transduction. The coding region runs from base 1 to 1527 and encodes 508 amino acids. The record is from RefSeq and is a predicted model, not a curated record. Gene Ontology annotation, cellular component: cytoplasm; nucleus; nucleotide-activated protein kinase complex.
AUGCUCAGUACGAGAUGCAACCGACACGACCCCGCAAACAAAGCGUCCAAGACAGUCCGCAACCCCUUCUUCCAAGCACUCGACCCCGCGGUCUGCUAUCCUCAGACACCUCCAGAGAGCAGCUCGGAUUCGGGCGAAGAACUCAGACCUUCUCCACUUGGAAGGACCGAAAUGGGAAGUUUUGUGUUUAGAUGGUCACACCCAGCAUCUGACGUACACGUUACAGGCACCUUCGACGACUGGUCAAAGAGCGUGGAACUCGAGAAGAAAGACGGGAUAUUCGAGAAGAAAGUCGAUUUGCCCUCAGCGGAUCAAAAAAUCUACUACAAGUUUGUCGUUGACGGCAACUGGACCACAGAUCAUACUGCGCCUCAAGAAACAGACGAGUCGAGCAACAUCAACAACGUCCUCUUACCUGAACAUAUCUCGAAAGCCGGUGCGAUGUCAGGCGUCGAGGGAGCGACCAUCUCUGGCGUUGGUCCUGACUCCACAACAGCGCAAUUAGCAGGGAAAGUACCGAAAGAGCCAGGACAUGAGAAGACAACAUCGACAGCAUCAGAUGUCCCCGGAGGCUUCCCCGAAACUCCAUUUCAUGAUGCGCAAGAGUUCUCCGUCAAUCCGAUUCCCGCCUCAUCUGGUACUGGCAAUCCAGUAAACCUGAAGCCAGGCGAAAAGGUGCCAGAUUCAGCCAGGUUUACAACUCAAGAUGCUACGAAGGCAGAUACACUAGAUAAAGAGUCGUACGAGAAAGCGGGAUCUGGCAUCACAUCAGAGGGAACAGGAGGGACAAUGGGUGGAGUAUUCGGUGUCCCACCAGUCGGAGGCAACAUGAUCCCAGAGUCAAGCCUACCCAUGGGGGCAGGCGCUCCAUCAGACACAAGUGCAGGUCCUACAAUACAAUCAGCUGGUGCAGGCACAUCGACCGCGGCCCUUGCAGCAGACGUACCGAGAGAGCCCCGAGGUGUCGCCCAGGUUGUCGACGACAAUGCAGGUACUCCAAUCGCCCCAGCGGUACCAGAUGUAGUUCAAGAAUCGAUUGCAGAUUCCAAGACUGCGCCAGAGGCCGCUGGCAAUACAGAAGCCGUUAAGGAAAAGGCUGCUGUCGAGAGCGAGCUACUGAAGGAUGUCAAGCCAAGCGAAGCGACAGGUGAACCAGCACCAGCUACGUCUGCUGCUGUCGCAGACACUGCCCCCGCAGCCACCGGCACAGAUUCGCAAGUCACGACGAAAGAUGCUCCAGCAGAGACGCCAGCUGUACAGAAUGCUACGACACAAGCUGUGAAGGAAAACGAGCCCGAUUCAAGAGACGUUUCACCCCUGAGUCCGCGCACGACGGAGAAGCCUACAGUCACCACAGGAGUCGCCUCAAGCAAGGCGCCGGAGACCUCUACUCCGAAACCCUCCGCACCUGAGAGCCCGGUCAGCAAAUCCAGCGCUGGUGGCGGUACACCAACAGACAAGAAGGGGAGACGAGGCAGCGGGUUCUUUGGGAAAUUGAAAGACAAGCUCAAGCAUAAAGAUAAAUAG